Molecule: messenger RNA, 994 nt
Organism: Musa acuminata subsp. malaccensis (wild Malaysian banana)
Lineage: Eukaryota; Viridiplantae; Streptophyta; Magnoliopsida; Zingiberales; Musaceae
Product: protein TIFY 5A
Biological process (GO): regulation of jasmonic acid mediated signaling pathway; response to wounding; regulation of defense response
Cellular component (GO): nucleus
Source: RefSeq, a predicted model, not a curated record
UUCUUCUUCGUCUUCGUCUUCUUCUUCUUCGUCAUGUUUUGUGUAUGGUUUUCGUUAAUCUUCUCCAAGAAAAAUCAACGUCCGUAGAACUAACUGCUCGUACUGUGUCUGCCACUCCAAACAUGGUGGAACAGUAAUAUUGAAAAACCAAAGCUGCGAGGAGAGCUACAUGUAGCAGCAACAUAGCCAUUAAAGAACCUUAAAGCAAGCGCCCCUCCUUCCUACUUGUCCCACACACGAGGAACUCGUGCUCUCUCUCUCUCUCUCUAUCUCUGUCUCUCGAUCUAUAAAGGACUGUGUGCGGGGAGGCGUACCAGCCCUCUUAUCGGCGACCGUUGAUCUUUCCGCCAUGACCGCCACCGAUCUGCUGCUGCUGUUCGUAUCGCUAGGCAGCGUCGACCGCUGUGACACCGAGCUCAGCCUCAGCCUGAGCCUGAGCCCCGGUGGCGUGUAUCAUCACGGCUCCGACGUAUCUGCCGGUUCCAGCAGGAGCGCGGAGGAGAAGGCAGCAGCGCAGCAGCCGAUCACCAUAUUCUACAAGGGCCAGAUGUGCGUCUGCGACGUCACGGAGGUUCAGGCGAGGGCGAUCAUAAGCGCGGCCGAGCGAGAGACGGAGGACGCCGAGGCGAAGAAGCAGAGCGAUCGGAGACCCGACUCCUCCUCCCUCCCUCCUCCACCUGCACCGGUGCCGCCGCGGGUGCUGAACCGAAGCCUGUCGAUGAAGCGGUCGCUGCAGAGGUUUCUGCAGAACAGGAAGACGAGGGCGGUCGACUCCUCCCCCCCUUACGACGGUGCAGCAGUCUAGACUUCGUCUCAAGGAAGCGUACGGUGUUCGCCGGUCAGCGACGGCCAACUCUCGAGCAUCAAAGGAACCAAUUGGAAUGGAUCCAAAUGCUAAUUCCGGCGAAAUUGGCCGAAAUAUUUCCCAUGUAGUUCGAUUGUGAUGAUACAACUGUAAUAUAUGCACCGAACACACUGUAGAUUAUGGAUGAAA